AUGGCUGACACCGAUUUAGAUAAUGUGGAAUCUAAAGUGUCUGCUUUGUCAGUUGAAGAUAAAGAAGACAAUAAGAAUGUGGAAAAGCAUUCCAGUCAUUGUGAUGAUAAAAUAAAAACUGAAUUCUGUGAUAAACAAAAUGGCCAGACGGACUCUGAAGCAGAAUCCUGCAGUGAUGAUGAAGGUGUUCAUUUCAAGGAUGCUACUGACCCGGUCAAGCAAGCAGAGGGAGCUGCAGCUAUCAGUACAGAUGAUGAAUACCAUUCAGCUGAUGAAGGGGAGCCUCAUGUGGAUGAGGAGCAACGAAAAGAGAUGGAAGCUCAGUUAACAGAUGAAGAAAAGAAGGAACGACAAGAAGAAGCCCAGUCACUUAAAGAAAAAGGUAAUCAAGAAUUUAAAGAAUCCAGAUUUCAAGAAGCAGUUAAACUUUACACAAAAGCUUUGCUGAUUUGCCCUCUGACCUUUUCCAAAGACAGAUCUAUCAUGUUCUCUAACAGAGCAGCUUGUUACAUGAGAAUGUCCAGGAACAAAAAAGCCAUUGAAGAUUCUUGUUCUGCUCUGGAAUUAAAUCCUAAUUACAUGAAAGCUUUGAUAAGAAGAGCAGAACUUUAUGAGAAAGAAGAGAAACUGGAUGAAGCAUUGGAAGAUUACAAGAAGAUUGUGGAAAUGGACCCUUCUCAGCAUGCUGCUCGAGCUGCUUGUUUGCGGCUUCCCUCUCAGAUUGAGGAACGUAAUGAGAAGUUGAAAACUGAGAUGAUGGGUAAACUAAAGGAUUUAGGAAAUAUGAUUUUGAAGCCAUUUGGACUGUCAACGGACAAUUUCCAGAUGCAAAAAGAUCCAAACACUGGCUCUUACUCUGUAAACUUUAAACAAAAUGUGAAUGCCUCCUGA
Acanthosepion pharaonis is the source of this 891-nucleotide messenger RNA. The record is from the annotation of a GenBank genome assembly. Lineage: Eukaryota; Metazoa; Mollusca; Cephalopoda; Sepiida; Sepiidae.